Amyelois transitella is the source of this 2254-nucleotide messenger RNA. RefSeq names its product plectin. The transcript is spliced from 13 exons. The coding region runs from base 1 to 2118 and encodes 705 amino acids. The record is from RefSeq and is a predicted model, not a curated record. NCBI's taxonomy places the organism in Eukaryota, Metazoa, Arthropoda, Insecta, Lepidoptera, Pyralidae.
AUGUCGUCGCCGAAAUCGCCGACGGAGUAUGACGAUAUAGGUGACAUAGAUAUAACUUUGAUGACCCUUAGAAAACCCACAGAGUUGAAGAAAGUGAUUGAUUCCGUGCCGAAACCAGUGAGAUCUGUGCCCAAAAAUGGCCUGCCUAUGUGGUACAGACUCGGCCUGGAGUCGAAGCUGCCUGUUCCCAAAAUGCCAUUGGGGAAAAUCAUUUUUGCGCGCGGGAAAAUUGGUGAAGACGUCCGACGUGUCGGCCUCGGCGGCACUGGCCCGCAGCCGACCUUUGACCUCACCGACCCUUACUGCCACAACGUGUCCUACGACUACGUGCCCAUGCACGACCCCCACUUGGCCCACCAUUUCGCCCAGAAGCCGGCGAGAAACAGGAUGAAGUUUCUCGGGUUCUGCACCAAGGACGGCAGGGCCGUGUGCUCGCUGAAGGAGUUCAAUCAGUAUAGGAAGUACCUGUACAAUCAGUUUAUGGACAGGAUUCACCAGGAGAUGAAGAGAUUGGAUGAGCGAGCUCGCGAUGACCUGACUCUCAGAAGGGUGGAAGUGGACGUGGCUCGUCGACUCCAGGUCUUCAUCAGAGCUGAACGCACAAGGGAGCACUUGGAGAGGAUUGCGCAAGAGCACGCCGACGAGUGGGCUGAGAAAAAGAGACAGGCGAAAGAACAAGAGAAAAAGAUCCAAGCGAGGAUGAAAUAUUUGGCAGAGUAUAACGAGAAACAGCGCAAAGAGCGAGCGGCGAGGGCCUACGAAAAACAGAACAGAAUAAAGCAGAGAGUGCAAGCGGCAGCAGAGAUGGAACUUAGAAGGAAGAUCACCAUGGUGCGACAGUGGAGGGCGAAUGAGAAGAAACGGGUGAACAGACUGAAACAAGAAAAGGAAGCGAAGCAGAAGAGGUUGGAGACUGAGGCCAACAACAAAUGGAUGGCCAGGGUGGAAGCCCAAAAUAAGAAGAUACAAGAAGAAUCUUUGCUACUGAAGUUGUAUGCCGAGGAUAUGAACGCUGGAGCCAUGAGGAGAGCUAAGAAAGCAGAAAUAUAUGCCUACAACACAGACUUGGAGCUGCAGAGGAUCAGGCUCGCCAACUGGAAGCUGAUGCACGGCGGCCACGCGAAGGCGGCGCAGCUGGUCAGGAAGAUGGGCGUGGAGUUCGAGAAGUCCAAACGCGGCGCUAAAGGCAUGAGCUUAGAACUGGCUCACAGGAUGGCGGCUGAAGCGAUGACAACAGCGUUGUCUACCCAGGGAGACGCGCUGAUGACCCUGGGACAGGCCCGCGCCAGGAUGGACAUUGAGACCAUAUUACCUCCCGCUCCCAUCAAACUGCUAGACGAGGUACUUGAGAGCGUCGUGAUGGAAUUCGCCAGAAGGCGUGUGAACCUUCUUCUCCGAGAUGUGGAGCGUGUUGUGAGACAUAGAGCUGCUGACGUGUUCUUUGUGGACUACCGCCCGAGACCGAAAAAGAGUAUGAAGAAACACAAACGGUACUCGAUGCAACUAGCGACGGAAUUGGCCCGUCAGUACGCUACAGUCCAAGGCCAGGCGAUCCUGUUUGGAGAUAUAGUUAACAUACAGUCUGAUGAAACCACUGAUCAGAUCAUGAAGAGUGUGAAGGACCGACCUCCUACCCCUGUGCCAUCGAAAACCAAGUUGGCAGAAGUGACAUUCAUAGACAGGGUAGAAGAUCUGCCAGAUCCCGUAGCUGUUCCAUCUUACCUGCCGGAAAGAAGAAAGCUAUUAGAGAUGGUGAACGCAGCAGCUAAACUUCUAUCGAGGAAUGUCAGUCAGACUGUACAUAAAGGCAUGGACGUCACUAUUGGGAAGGUCACGUUACCAGUAAUGAGGCAUCCAAUGGAAUGGGGCGAAGCGGUAGAAGGCUUGGCAUCAGCUGUGGUAAACAACCGAGUGAACGCAGACUGCGCCGACAUCCGCCGCACGGGAGAGUUCCUAGCGAACCGCAUCUUGAAGUCUUUGCAGCAGGAAAUGAAGAUUGAGAAGGAGAAAAAGAAACAUCCCAAAACUUCUGGAGAUGCUGAAUCGGAGCCUCAGUCAGACUUCUACGUUCCUGACAGAGCCAAUUCACCGGAAAAGGAGGAGUCACCUAAAACCUAGAAUGGUACUAAAGAAAGAUGAGAAAAGCCGAAGGAAAUCUGUUGUGUUUCUGUGCUAGUUUAACGAUACAUUUUUUUGAAAUUUAUAUAACGUUUCGUUUUGUAAUAGAAUAAACAUGUCUAUUAUAUUAACUUGA